CAUUUAAGGAAACAGAGCAGAGAUCUAAUAGAUGAGUUCGCUGAAUGUGUCUGUAACUGGUAAGGUUCCAGACAGCCAUGCACAGCACUAUUCUGAAAGCCAUUCUCUUGUGGAAUUGUUGCACUGUUCUUAAUGCAUUAUUUACGGUGCAGACCAUGAAAUCGCAGUACACUGUGGAAUAUGGGAGUGAUGUCACCAUGGAAUGCCAUUUCCCAAUGACAUCGGAAUCUGAUGUAAAAAAUUUGAAUGUUUUAUGGAAACACAGCAGAGAUAAUGAGAAAAGCGUAGAACUAGUGAAGUAUUUAAAUGGCAGGGAAGUCCUAAUAUUGCAAGACAAAGACUACACAGACCGAGUGAAACUUUUAUCACAUGAACUGUAUAAUGGCCGCGCUGUUCUGCAAAUACGUAACGUGACGAUUACUGAUGCUGGACAAUAUUUUUGCAUUAUAUCCUCUCAAGGAUCCGACUAUAAAAUGAUUACUCUGGAAGUACAAGCUCCAUACAAAGAAAUAACAACACGAGUCACAGAUGUGGUCACCUUGUCAGGAGAGACAAUGAAGGAGAUUUCCUGUCAAUCAUUCGGAUAUCCAGAGGCUGAGGUCACCUGGCAGAGUGACAGAGGGAACCUGAGCCUUGUCCCUAACACCAGCUACACUCUAACUGAUGAAAGACUGUUUAAUGUCACCAGUGUCAUCAGAAUCUUGGACGCAGCUAAUAGGACGUUCACCUGCUUAUUUUGGAACAAAGCAAUUAAAAACUCAACAUGGCUAACAUUUACUUUACCAGUGUCAGAAACUAACAGUAAAGAGAAAAGCAGAGAUUGGAUAUUUGCUGCUGUCACUGUCAUAAUAUUACUUAUACUAACUGUUACUGUGCUAAUAGUACUCGGUCGCUGGAAAAGUCUUUCUGUGAAGGGAACAAACUUAUACAACAACAUACAUACAAAUGAGACUCACUGUAUUAAUGCCAGUAUGUUGUCUACCGGAAAAUGUUCUGACCACAACUCUGAACAUACUGCCAUAGAAGUUGAAAACACAUAAUACAAGACUGAAUAAAGAAAAAAACAACAAUGAAUGGAAAAAAAAUCCUUGCAACUGAGCACUUUAUCAGAAGAAUAUGUUUACAUGAGAGGGUUUGU
This is a messenger RNA of Pseudophryne corroboree (corroboree frog), 1138 nucleotides long. Its product is annotated as programmed cell death 1 ligand 1-like. Gene Ontology annotation, cellular component: external side of plasma membrane. Bases 78 to 1040 code for a protein of 320 amino acids. Gene Ontology annotation, biological process: T cell costimulation; immune response; negative regulation of T cell proliferation. The record is from RefSeq and is a predicted model, not a curated record. The transcript has 7 exons. Lineage: Eukaryota; Metazoa; Chordata; Amphibia; Anura; Myobatrachidae.